This is a messenger RNA of Chionomys nivalis (European snow vole), 7595 nucleotides long. RefSeq names its product SPG11 vesicle trafficking associated, spatacsin (gene Spg11). Bases 71 to 7315 code for a protein of 2414 amino acids. Gene Ontology annotation, biological process: chemical synaptic transmission; synaptic vesicle transport; axo-dendritic transport. The record is from RefSeq and is a predicted model, not a curated record. Lineage: Eukaryota; Metazoa; Chordata; Mammalia; Rodentia; Cricetidae. The transcript has 40 exons. Gene Ontology annotation, cellular component: axon; cytoplasm; synapse.
AGCACGCGGGCCGGGAUGGCCGCUUAACCGGGGCCCGGAAGUGCUGCCUCUUCCCGGCUGUGCCGGGGCCAUGGAGCGGGUUCUGCCUGUGCUGCUUGUGCAGCUCCCUGCCGAGGAGACGGCGCAGCUCGGAGCGCGGGCGCAGCUGCACCGAGAGCAGGAGGCCCUGGGGAGCCUGACGGCUGCGGGCAGUCUCCGAGUGCUCUCCCUGGCGCCGGGCAGCAGGGGUGAAAGCAGCUGCUGCCUCCAAGGCCCCUUUGGGCACUUCGUAUGGGAGGAGUGUCGUGACCACAGCAUAUCCACAGACAAGCCCAAGCUGCUCGCCGUUCGUGAGGAUUAUGAACUGCGCGUGUAUGAGUUUGAUUUGAAGGACGGGCGAUGCGAGUCGACUUUAUUACACAGCUGCUGUGGGCGGACACUGCAGACGCUUGUUGAAGACCGAGGAGUCUGUAUUGCCUUGGAGUCUCUGAGAAUUCUGUCCUUUCACAAUACGGCCUUACUGCUCAUCAAUAGAUGUCUCGUCCUCCACAUUGCGUUUCCAGGGGGAGACUCCGGAAGUGUACUGGACUGCUUCCCGCUGCCCUUGCCGCCAGCGGCGGCCGACACGGUUAUUGACGUACAGUUCUGCAGGGGACUUCUUUUUGUUCUGAGUACAUUACACUGGAUCUAUAUUUUUGACACUUCAGAUGGCAAGCAGGUAGCUCGUGUGGACUUGGCUCUUCUCCGAGAGGACUCUGAGCAGCAGGAGGCAGCCAGCGCUCCCUCCUUCACAUCACUGAAAGUGUCUCAGGACUUAGAUGUCUUGGUGAUCGUCAGUUCAUCUCACUCUGCAGUUGCUCUCAACCUGAAUUUGUAUUUCAGGCAACACCCAGGACACCUACUGUAUGCAGGAACACUGGAAGACCUUCCUAUUGAAGGGCCUACUGGAAUAGACGAAGAUGACCUUGCUAACUCUGUCCACAACAUGAGACUCACCAAGGUCUCCUUUCGGGUUGAUAGGUCUUGGAGGGCCCAGCUGUCAGCACUGAAGGAAACAAUGAGCUCCAAGCCAGAGGCUUCCUGUUGUGCUCCGUGGUUCCAGGGUGUUUUGCGUUUGGAGUCCCCGGAAUCUGGUAACCCCACUCCCGUUGUGCCGAGCCACGUUUUCAUUCCAGGGGAUGCCACGUGUGGCCAGUGUGCUUUUCCGCAGAAGGAGCACAUCAAGACUAGUGACCCAAGGUGGUGGGAGACGAUGCGGCUGAGCAGGCAAGAGCAGCCUGCGGAGCUGCAGUGUAUGUCUGUAACGGGAUUUACUGCGCUGUUUGCUCGGGCAGUAGGAACCAGCAGCUGCAUCAUUGUCCUCUGGGACCUGGAGACCCAGGGCCUGCAGUGUCUUCCUCUCAGCCAGCCCUGUACUCCUGUCCAUAGCAGUGGGGACCAGCAGCAGUGCCUCGUUCUGACAGAAAAUGGACUCUCUCUGAUUCUGUUUGGUCUCACUCAAGAGGAGUUUCUGAACAGACUGAUGAUCCAUGGCAGUGCCAGCACCGUGGACUCCCUUUGCCAUCUCAACGGCUGGGGACGGUGCUCCAUUCCUAUACACGCUCUAGAGGCUGGCAUAGAAAAUCGGCAGCUGGAUACGGUAGAUUUCUUCCUGAAGAGCAAGGAAAAUCUUCUUACUCCGUUGUCAAAACCUCCCGUUCCUGAUCAGCUGCAUCAGCUUCCAUCCCAGUUAUAUUUAAGACAGGUGGAAGAGAUGAGACCAGCACUGGAUUUGCUCUGCUCGGCAAUCAGAGAAAGCGACUCUGAGACCCAGAGCAAGCACUUUGCAGAGCAGCUGCUUCACCUCACACUCUCCUUUCUUAACAAACAGAUAAGGGAGAUUUUUGUGCACACUGAAGAGCUCGAUGAGCAUCUCCAGGAAGGAGUGGACAUUUUGACCAGCUACAUCAAUGAACUUCGGACUUUCAUGAUAAAGUUUCCUUGGAAGCCAGCAGAUGCCCCUGAGAACUGUGACGUAAACAAAGAUGUCCUCACAGUAAAGGAGGGCAAAAUCUGGGAGAGACUCAACUUUGAGGAAGUUAUUGCUGAUGCCAUUUUAAAUAACAAGAUACCAGAGGCGCAGACUUUCUUCAGGAUUCCUGGUCAUUCUGCUCAACAACUGGAGGAGCUGGUCAGGAUAGGCCUAGAUUUGGUGUUUGACAGUUUGAAAAAGAACAGUGUAGAUAAAGCCUCCACGCUCUUGAGGAAUAUGGGCUUCAAUGUGGAAGAUGAGUUGCUCAGGAUAUGCUUUUAUACAACUGAUAAAAAUAUACGGGACCUUUUGGUUGAAAUUUUAAAAGGAAAAGAAUGUUUUUCUGAAAAAGAAAGAAGAACUAUAAACUUUGUUCAUCAAGUUGAAAAGUUUUAUUCAGGACAUUUCCAAGAAAAUGUUCAGACGCACUCCUUCCCCAGUUAUUGGAUAAAGGAACAGGACUAUUUGAAGCACAAAUCUGUCUUGGAUACAUUCCUCAAACGUGAUCGAACAGAUGAGUUUAGUGAAAAGGACCACAGGAUUGCACUGAAUUGGGCUCGCUGGUGGGAUCAGCAAACACAAGAAUGCAUCCUUCUCCCCAGGAUAAGUCCAGAAGAAUACAAAGCACAUUCCCCGGACGCUCUCUGGAGAUACCUCACGGCUCGCCAUGACUGGUCAAGCAUUAGCCUGUGGAUUGAAGAAUUUCAGACCCAGGAGACUGAGCCCCCUCAGCAGAACAAGUGGCCCCCUCUGAGUGCUGCCAUCAUUGAUCAGAAUACUUGCUGCAACAGUUAUAUGAGGAAUAAGAUUUUGGACAAGCUGGCCAGGAGCGGGGUUUUUCUCGCAUCUGAACUGGAAGACUUUGAGCUCCUCCUCCUGAGACUCAGCCGGAUUGGGGGCGUAAUGCAGGACCCCCUCCCCGUGCAAAGCUACAGCCCCUCAGGAGGGCGGGACUUCCACUCCCUCUUCAUCCUCCACUGUGUGGAGCACAGCCUGCAGCACCUUCUCUACGUCUAUCUUGACUACUACAGACUUAGCCCUGGAAAUUGUCCUUUUUUGGAAAAGAAAGAACUACAUGAAGCUCACCCUUGGCUUGAAUUUUUGGUUCAGUGUCGGCAAGUUUCCAGUAACUUAACAGAUCCCAAGCUGAUCUUCCAGGCCAGCCUUGCAAAUGCUCAAAUUUUGAUUCCCACCAAUCAGGCCAGUGUGAGCAGUAUGCUGUUGGAAGGACACACCCUCCUGGCCCUUGCUACUACCAUGUAUGCUCCUGGGGGUGUCAGCCAGGUCAUUCAGAAUGAAGAAAAUGAGAACUGUUUGAAGAAGGUGGACCCCCAGCUGCUGAAGAUGGCUUUGAUGCCUUACCCAAAGCUGAAAGCUGCCCUCUUCCCACAGGGCGCCGCUCCCAGUGUCCUGCCUUCUGAUGUCACACUCUACCACCUCCUUCAGUCUUUGCCGCCCUUUGAUCCUAGCAGAUUGUUCGGCUGGCAGUCUGCCAACACACUGGCCAUAGGAGAUACAGCCAGCCAUCUCCCACAUUUUUCCAGCCCUGACCUGGUGAGUAAAUACGCUGUAGUGGAGCGUCUGAAUUAUGCGUAUUAUUUACAUCACGGACGCCCAUCGUUUGCCUUUGGCACUUUCCUGGUCCAGGAGUUGAUCAAGAGUAAGACUCCCAAACAACUGAUCCAGCAAGUAGGCAAGGAGGCCUACACCUUAGGGCUCACUUCCUCCCACAGCCCUGCAGUAGCAGCUGCCUGUGUGUGCUUCUUAGAGUUGCUUGGUCUUAGCAGCCUCAAGCUCAGAGUUGACAUGAAAGUGGUGAAUGUGAUUCUGGGCUACAAGUGCAGAAAUGAAGACGUUCACCCCAGUUCUGUCAGAGAGUCUCUAGCUGAAAAGCUGACUAAGCUUGCUGCCGGUGACAAGGCCACCACCGAAGAGCUGCUCGUUCUCUUGGAAGAAGGCGUGUGGAACAGCUUUGGGCAACAGGGUUUCAACAGGUUGUCCAGUGAAUCCAGCAGCCAGUGGGCAUUAGUCUUACAGUUCUGCACGGUCCAUAAUAUGAAGCUGAGCCUGUCCUACCUUAGAGAAUGUGCCAAAGCAAAUGAUUGGCUGCAGUUCCUGGUUCACAGCCAACUCCAUAACUACCACCCAGAAGAGGUGAACUCUCUCCUCCAGUACUUCAGCCCCGUCCUUCAGAGCCACUUGAAGCUGGCUUUUGAGAAACUGUCAUCAGGAUCUAUCUCUCAAGCGGACGGGGAUCAAGACUACAAGGGCCACCAGGAACUCCAGCAAAGCAAAGAAGAGACGAGGGAUUUCUUUGAAAUUCUCCACCAGUGCUCGGAGGAGUCGGCCUCCUGGUCCUGGCUUCUGGCUGAGGCAGUGAGACAACGGGCUCCUGUCCUCAGUGUCCUGGCCGCUUGUCUCCAGGGUGCCAGUGCUGUCCCCUGUCUAUGUGUUUGGAUUGUCACCUCUGUGGAGGACAGGGUUGCAGCUGAAGCAAUGGAACACAUCCAGGCCUCUGUAGAGGAUCAUCCAUGGAGCCUUGAGGACCUGUCCGUUAUCUGGAGAACUGUGUUGACGAGGCAGAAGAGCCACACCCUCAUCCGAGGCUUCCAACUUUUUAUUAAGGAUUCUCCCCUUCUAUUGAUUAUGGAGAUGUAUGAACUGUGUAUGUUCUUCAAGAAUUACGAGAAAGCCAAAGUCAAGCUUGUGGAGUUCCAGAAAAGCCUUGAGAUGCUUGACACAGCUCCUGCAAGGCGCCUUCCUGUCCUCCCUGCCGCAUGGAUGAAGGACCAGGCGUGUUUCAUUUUGAAACUCAUGCCACAGCAGUGUCAGACACAGUAUGAGCUGGGGAAGCUCCUCCAGCUGCUUGUCGGAACUGAGCCCCUCUUCUCCGACGGCCCAGAUGUGCAUAAGCUGUGUGUGCUCAGCCAGAUCUUGAAGGAUACACCUGUGGCCAUCAGCCCUGCAGUUAUUACCAGCUACAGCCCUGAGAAUUUUCAGCAUGAGUGUAGAUCUAUUUUGGAAAAGCUGAAGGCGGAUGGACAGUUUGCUGUGGCCAGGAGAGUAGCAGAGUUAGCAGCGUUGCCUGUGGACAGCUUGGUCAUUGAGCAGCUAACCCAGGAAAUGGAGACCCUAAAACACACUCAGAAGUGGUCCAUCAAACACACAAGAAUUGACUUCUGGAAAAAGUGCCAUGAAAACUUUAAGAAAAACUCCAUUUCGAACAGAGCGGCCUCUUCCUUCUUCUCCAGCCAGGUCCCUGUGGUGAGUGAGCAUCCCGCUGAGCCAGGCAGCCUGGAGGAGCGCCACCUGCUGCUCACGCUGGGAGGGCACUGGCUGGCCCGGGAAGAGCCUGUUCCCUUGGGAGAACUGGAAGAGCUGGAGAAACAGGCCUGGAUCUGCCGCAUCACCCGGCAUGCCUGUGGAGGGGGCACGGAGGAAACCCAGCCCAGCCCCUCUCAACAAGUGUCAGCUGGCGCUGAACUGUCUUUUGAUAUCUUAGCCGAUGAGUUUUCCUUCUCCAAGCUUGCUGCUCUGAACACAUCCGAAUACUUAGACCUUAAUGGUCUUCCAUCUAAAGAGACGUGUGAGAACAGGCUGAAUUGGAAGGAGCGGGAAGCACUGAAUGCUCUGAUUGGACAGCUGCUGGAUGGCAGCUGUGUGCACGAAGCAAGCAGGGUGUGCCGGUAUUUCCACUUCUACAGUCAGGAUGUGGCGCUGGCGCUGCACUGCAGAGCCUUGGCGUCCGCAGAGGCCGGCGUGGACGACCUGCACUCAGACAUCCGAGCUCUCCUCCCAAGUGCUGCGCUGCCUGACGACCAAGAGAGCCCUAGCGCCCCUCUCCGGAAAGUCCAUAGCACUUCGAGUUUGGACAGUCAGUCAUUUAUGAUGGCGCCCUCUACUGAUGAGGUGACGAGGAGUCUACGAGCUCUCACCAGCAAGUGCCUCCGCGGGAAGAACUACUGCCGGCAGGUCCUCUGUCUGUAUGAACUUGCCAAGGAGUUGGGCUGCUCCUAUGCUGAUGUUGCGGCCAGGGACAGUGAAGCCGUGCUGCGAACAAUCUUGGCUUCUCAGCGGCCUGACCGAUGCAGACAAGCCCAGGUCUUUAUCAGCACCCAGGGCCUGGAGCCGGACACUGUGGCUGAACUAGUGGCUGAAGAGGUGACCCGAGAGCUGCUGACCUCAUCGGAGGGAACAGGAGAAAAGCAGCCUCUCAACCCAGCAGAGGAGAGCCAAACACUUCUCCAGCUAACUGCUGUGUGUCAAGACCGCACACUGGUAGGCAUGAAGUUGCUGGACAGGAUUCCGUCUGUCCCCCACGGGGAGCUGCCCUGCACCACAGAGCUCCUGAUCCUGGCCCACCACUGCUUCACCUUCACGUGCCACAUGGAGGGCAUCAUCAGAGUCCUACAGGCCGCCCGAAUGCUUACAGACAACCACUUGGCUCCCAAGGAGGAGUACGGGCUGGUGGUACGCCUCCUCACCGGCAUUGGAAGGUACAAUGAGAUGACGUACAUAUUUGACUUGCUGCAUCAAAAGCACUAUUUUGAAGUUCUGAUGAGGAAGAAGCUAGAUCCGAGUGGCACCCUGAAGACAGCCUUGCUAGACUACAUCAAGCGCUGCCGCCCUGGAGACAGUGAGAAGCACAACAUGAUUGCCCUGUGCUUCAGCAUGUGCCGGGAGAUAGGGGAGAAUCAUGAAGCGGCGGCCUGUAUCCAGCUGAAGCUGAUUGAGUCCCAGCCCUGGGAGGAAAGCCUCAAGGAUGGAGCCCAGCUCAAACAGCUCCUGCUUAAAGCCCUGACUCUGAUGUUAGAUGCAGCGGAGAGUUACGCCAAGGACUCCUGUGUGCGGCAAGCCCUACACUGUAACCGGCUCACUAAGCUGAUAACACUGCAGAUUCACUUUCUCAACACUGGUCAGAACACAAUGCUAAUCAACUUGGGCCAUCAGAAGCUAAUGGACUGUAUCAUGGCUCUACCUAGGUUCUACCAGGCUUCUAUUGUAGCUGAGGCCUAUGACUUUGUUCCUGACUGGGCUGAAAUUCUCUACCAACAAGUGAUUCUUAAAGGAGACUUUGGUUACUUGGAAGAAUUUAAACAGCAAAAGUUACUAAGACCCAGUAUAUUUGAAGACAUUUCCAAAAAAUAUAAACAACACCAGCCUACCGACAGGGUCACAGAAAACCUGAAGAAGUUACUCUCAUAUUGUGAAGACAUCUACCUGCAUUACAAGUUGGCAUAUGAACACAAAUUUUUUGAAAUUGUAAAUGUGCUUCUGAAGGACCCUCAAACAGGAUGCUGUCUUAAAGAUAUGCUUGCAGCUUAGAAGAUCUGAAAGAUGCCUUAUUGCUUUUUGUACCUAUAUGGCAAUAAAGUAUUUGGAGAUCUUUCUCCCCACUUGAGGUGAGAAACCCAGAAACACACCAUAUCGCAUCAGUCAUUUGUGACUACAGGGAAUGAAGGGGAAACUGGUAUAAGGUCAAAGACUUGUUAGAAUGGCUUCCACAUUAGGAGAACAGUCAUGAUUAAAGAGUACCUGUGCCUGGAAGUUCCAGUUUCAAAGCAAUUUAAUCUUAUUUACACAGUUAAGGAACAGGUGAUAGAUA